UUAAAAAAAAAAAAAAAUUAUAUAUAUAUAUAUAUAUAUAUAUAUAUAUAUAUAUAUAUAUAUUAAUUCAGCUUUGUUUUAGUUAACAAAAACUAUUUUUAAAUAGUUUUAGUUGAAGUUAACAAUAGCAACUCUUGUUGCAACCCUAAACAACCUACACUAACACAUUUCAAAAUUGCAUGGGCAUACUUCAGUAGAAAGAUGUAGCAGAAUACCAAUUGACCCGUUUUUGUCGUCGCAAAGUAAACAUGGUCAUACCACCCAGCCCAAGUACAAGAUUCGCUUUUCAGUUACUUGUGCAUCUUAUCUCAUUAUACCUUUAUAAUUCACCCAUUGAGCCUCAGUCAUUGUUCUAGUUGUUCCCGAUCGCCAUCAGUCCCAUUUAAAGUAUUCCGGUGCUCGGUACGGCCCAGUGUGCGUCAUACGGCAUCAGGUGAACGCGCACAGAUGUUGACUUCCGACCCUUAAUGAGCUGUUAGAGAAAGUGCACUUGCAGGUUCAUUUGUUCUGAUAACAUAUAAUCCUCUCAGACAGAGUAAAAAGGUCGGCUUUCACCUCUAUUGCACCGCAGAAUUAGAAAUGAAACUGUGACUGCUCUCUAUUAGGGAUUGGAUGUGGAGUCUAAUCUAGAGAAUAAUCCCCUCCACUCGCAGCAUUAAUCAUACGUUACAUAAUCUUUUAUAGUGUGCAAGUUUUUAUGAGGCCUGAUGCUAAAAAGCUCCCCAAGGAAAAUUCGGCGACACUGUCCUGCGCUGAUGCUGCAUUUCUGAAAAAUUUAGUCCUGAAUAAAUUAGGAUAUUUUGGCUGAAGCGUCUCAGUGAUUAUGCUUUAAUUUUAUACAGUGCAUUACAGGGUUAAACUUUAGCUGCACAGGCCUCCUCAAAUUUCUUAUCCUCUUUCUGGCUGUCAGUUUUCAUUUCUGGGUGCACUGUAGAAGUUUUACUAGUUUUGGACUGACAUUGAAAGAUACAAAAUAUAUCCUGAUAUUAUUUGGUUCCACUUUUGACUUGCACAAAAAAAGUUUGGGGUCAGUAAGAGUUUUUAAAUGUUUUUGAAGAAGUUGUAUGUUCACAAAGGCUGCAUUUAUUUGAUCAAAAAUACAAUGAAAACAGUAAUAUGGAGAAAUAUUGAGAAAUAGCUGUUUUCUAUGGAAGCUUGUUUCCGCCAUGAAAUAAAAAAUAAAAAAGGUAAUUUAUCUCACAAUUCUGACUUUUUUCUCAGAAUUACGAGUUUAUAUCUUACAAUUCUGACUUUUUUUCUUAGAAUUGCAAGAUAUAGUCAGACUUGCAUGACAGAGUCAGAAUUGCGAGUUAUAAAGUCAGAAUUGCAUGAUAUAAGGUCAGAAUUGCGAGAUAUAAAGUCAGAAUUGCGAGAUAUAAAGUCAGAAUUGCGAGAUAUAAAGUCAGAAUUGCGUGAUAUAAAGUCAGAAUUGCGUGAUAUAAGGUCAGAAUUGUGAGAUAUAAAGUCAGAAUUGCGAGAUAUAAAGUCAGAAUUGCGAGUUAUAAAGUCAGAAUUGCGUGAUAUAAAGUCAGAAUUGCGAGAUAUAAAGUCAGAAUUGCGAGAUAUAAAGUCAGAAUUGCGAGUUAUAAAGUCAGAAUUGCGAGAUAUAAAGUCAGAAUUGCGUGAUAUAAAGUCAGAAUUGCGAGUUAUAAAGUCAGAAUUGCGUGAUAUAAAGUCAGAAUUGCGUGAUAUAAAGUCAGAAUUGCGAGUUAUAAAGUCAGAAUUGCGAGUUAUAAAGUCAGAAUUGCGUGAUAUAAAGUCAGAAUUGCGAGUUAUAAAGUCAGAAUUGCGAGUUAUAAAGUCAGAAUUGCGUGAUAUAAAGUCAGAAUUGUGAGAUAUAAAGUCAGAAUUGCGAGAUAUAAGGUCAGAAUUGCAUGAUAUAAAGUCAGAAUUGCGUGAUAUAAAGUCAGAAUUGCGAGAUAUAAAGUCAGAAUUGCGUGAUAUAAAGUCAGAAUUGCGAGUUAUAAAGUCAGAAUUGCGAGUUAUAAAGUCAGAAUUGCGAGAUAUAAAGUCAGAAUUGCGUGAUAUAAGGUCAGAAUUGCAUGAUAUAAAGUCAGAAUUGCGUGAUAUAAGGUCAGAAUUGCGAGUUAUAAAGUCAGAAUUGCGAGAUAUAAAGUCAGAAUUGCGAGAUAUAAAGUCAGAAUUGCGUGAUAUAAAGUCAGAAUUAUUUAGUGACGGAAACAAGCUUUCAGCUUUUUCUAUGUAUUUGAAUAUAUUUUAAAAUGUAAUUUAUUCCUGUGAUCAAAGCUGAAUUUUCAGCAUCAUUACUCCAGCCUUCAGUGUCACAUGAUCCUUCAGAAAUUACUCAAAUAUGCUGAGCAUUUUUUGACAGAAAUCUUCUGUAACAUAAAUGUUUAUACUGUCAAUUUUUAUUAAUUGAAUGCAUCCUUGCUGAAUAAAAGUAUACAUUUUUUGCUGACCCCAAACUUUUGAAUGAUAUUGAAGUCUUGCAUUCAUAUUUUCUUUUCACAUUCUCUCGAGCCUCUCUCUCUUCUGCCUGCGAUCAUCCUCAGCUGAGUUCACUUCCUGUUAGCCACGGAGUGGAUCUCAUCCACAAGUUCACUCAAAACUGCACCUGCGGCGGGAAUCAUUACUUUUUUUUUUUUUAUUGCACUCAUUAGCCGCUCAGGCAGGUGUGAUCUUUCAUCGGCCCUGUGAUUGUCAACUGCGCUAAUGAGCCACUCUCCGUCUCUCGCCGCCAGUCAUUCCAUGAUUCCUCCUCCCACGCCUCACUCUGGAUCCACAGUAUCCAUCCCAAUCCAGAGUGUGAGAAAGCAGCGGAGGGUGGGCCACCUCGAUGGGAAUGUAGCUCUCGCUCCAGGAAUAGCUGGCGGUUUGAACCCAGGGAGCCGGGAGACAGAAAUAGACACUUCCGCUGCACCUCACUCAUUGCUUAGCAACUGGCUCGCUACACUCCUCCAUUCUGACAUUUCCCUCCUUUUUUCUGUGCUCUCUUUUCUUGCUGUCUUGCCAUCCAUUCUGCAGUAGGAUGAAGAGCAUCACUACGGGAUGAAUUGUGAGGGGAAGCCUGGAUGACCAUGGUCUAACUCUUAGAGACCCUCACAAACACAAGUUCAGUUCAAAAGAAAUAACAGAUUAAUGAAUUGGACAGGAAGUCAAAUAUGACAAUUAAAUAUAGAUGCACAUAAAUUUAGAUGUAUCUCUUUCAGUUCUUGUGUAUGAAUUUGAAUCUCUCUCUCUCUCUCUCUCUCUCUCUCUCUCUAUCUAUCUAUCAUUUGUUCGUUUGUUUAUUCUAACUAUCAUUCUAUUGUUUGGUCAUUCUAUCAUUCUAUCUAUUGUUUAAUCUAUCGUUCAUUGUAUCUGUCAUUUGUUCUAUCUUUCAUUCUAUCAUUUGGUCAUUCUAUCUAUCCAUUGUUCAUUUGUUCAUUAAUUUGUUCUAUCUAUCUAUCUGUCUAUCUAUCUAUCUAUUUGUUGUUCGUUCGGUUUUUCAUUUAUUUGUUUGUUCUAUCUGUCUAUUGUUCCUGCUAACGUUUGUUAGUUUUUUCAUCUCUCAUUCAUUCUUUUGUUUGUUCAUUCUGUCUAUAGUUUGUUCGUUCGUUCAUUCUAUCGGAUAGGUCAGACAGUCUACCGUUCAUUCUGUCAUUCUGUUUAUCUAUUUAUCUAUCUAUUGCUCAUUCGUUCAUUCAUUCUAUAUGUCGUUCUAUUGUUUGGUCAUUCUGUCUGUUGCUCAUUCUAUCUAUAUCUAUCGUUCAUUCAUUCGAUCUAUCGUUCAUUCUUUUGGUCAUUCUAUCUAUCGUUCGUUCAUUCGUUUGUUUGUUUUGUCAAUCAUUCGUUCAUUCUAUCUAUUGUUUGUUCGUUCGUUCGGUCAUUCUGUCUAUCGUUCUGUCGUUUGGUCAAUCUAUCUAUCCAUUGUUCGUUUGUUCUUUCGUUCAUUCGUUUGUUCAUUCUAUCUGUUGUUCGAUCAUUCGUUUGUUUUUGUCCAUAUUCGUUCAUUCUAUCUAGUCUGUCUGUCUAUCUAUCUAUCCAUCUAUCGUUUAUUAGUUUAUUUAUUUAUUCGUUUGUUCGUUUUAUCUGUCGUUCUAUCGUUUGGUCAUUCUAUCUGUUCAUUAUUCGUUUGUUCAUUCGUUUGUUCAUUCUAUCUGUCGUUCAUUCAUUGGUUUGUUUUGUCAAUAAUUUGUUCUAUCUAUUUAUCUAUCUAUCUAUCUAUCUAUCAAUCAAUCAGUUGUUCAUUCAUUUGUUCAUUCAUUCUAUCUAUCAUUCUAUCAUUUGGUCAUUCUGUCUGUUCAUUGUUCAUUCAUUCAUUCGUAUCAUCUAUCUACCUAUCUAUCUACCUACCUAUCUAUCUAUCGUUUGUUCGUUCGUUCAUUCUAUCUAUCCAUUGUUCGUUUGUUUGUUCGUUCGUUCAUUCGUUUGUUCAUUCUAUCUGUCGUUUGUUUGUUCGUUGUUCAUUUUGUCAAUCAUUCAUUCUAUCUUUCUAUCUAUCUAUCUAUCUCAUUCUUUUGAUCUAUCUGUCUUGUUCUUUUGUUCUUUCUAUCUCAUUCUUUCGCUCUUUCUAUCAUUGUUUCUAUCUAUCUGUCUGUCUAUCAAACCUUGAACAUUUUUUUCCUCUGAAAAUGACCUCCUGACUGUAGAGAUACAGGAACUGUUCUGUCAAACUGGCUCAGUCCCAUCAGCAGGUGUGUGUUCGGAGGAACGUAUUACGAUAGGGAAGUUUAAGGAUAUCUGAGAAGAGAAGGGCUGUUCUGUACAUUAAACCACAUCAAAACCUCUUUUAUCCACCAGACAAAUUUACUUUCUUGCCAAAAACCCACGCCUUCACCUUAUCUAAACCUUCCUCCCUCUCAUAUGUCUGUCCGAUUCUGUGUGAUUAAUGUUCAUCUCAGCGCUCAUCAUAACAUGUAUUUUAACUCUCUCAUUCCAUCCCUCCAUCACCUCCUUCCC
This is a messenger RNA of Ctenopharyngodon idella (grass carp), 4902 nucleotides long. RefSeq lists its product as uncharacterized. The transcript is spliced from 2 exons. Lineage: Eukaryota; Metazoa; Chordata; Actinopteri; Cypriniformes; Xenocyprididae. Bases 3654 to 4586 code for a protein of 310 amino acids. The record is from RefSeq and is a predicted model, not a curated record.